UCAUAAGCGAAAAACGAAAUUCAUUGUUUUUAAUGUAAAUUUUGGUGUACGUUGCUAGUGGUGUAAUUAGGACAAAGAUGACUGAAAAAAAAUAUUUUAAAUGGAAAAUAGAAGAUCUACAAAAUGCUAUACAUGACUAUAAGAAUUCAGAUAUUGGUUUGAACGAGUGUGCACGAUUACACAAGAUUCCUAAAGCAACAUUGAAAAGACAUUUAGAUAAAAGUGAUUCAGAAGAUCUUGUUGAAAUUAAUAAAGGCAGACCAACGGUAUUUGACAGAAAAUUUGAAAAUGUUCUAGUAGAGCACAUAUUAUUUUUAGAGCAACACAUGUUCGGGUUCACUAUCACAGAUAUCAGAAGACUUGCUUACCAAAUUGCCGAGAAAAAUGGACUGAAACACAACUUCAAUAGUACAAAGAAAAUGGCUGGGAAAGCGUGGUAUUACGCUUUCAUAAAACGGCAUAAGGACAAGAUUAGUCUUCGACAACCUGAAGCAACAUCUUUAAACCGUGCUAAAGGGUUUAACAGGGAAAGUAUUCAAAACUUUUUUGAUAUUUAUGAGCAAAUAGUUGACACUAAUAAGCUGAAUGCUAACAAAAUAUUUAAUGUCGAUGAAAGCGGAUUCCAAACAGUGCAAAAGAAGCCCCAAAAAGUUUUAGGUGGCAAGGGAAAAAAGCAAAUUGGAGCAUUAACCAGCGGUGAAAGAGGUGUUAAUACAACAAUGGUUGCCUGUGUAAGUGCAGCUGGUCAAUUUAUUCCGCCAAUGAUAAUAUUUAAACGAAUGCGCAUGAGUGAUCAAUUGAAAGAGGGAGCUCCAGCUGGAAGCUUGAUAACCGUUUCGGAAUCCGGGUACAUCAACCGUGAGCUGUUCUGUCAGUGGUUGCAACAUUUUGCUGCAGUCGUCAAGCCAACAAAGGAAGAUAAGGUCUUGCUGUUGCUCGAUGGGCACACGACACACAGCAAAAACCUUGACGCUUUGAUGUUUGCACGCGAGAACGGCAUCGUUUUGCUACAAUUGCCAGGACACACUACGCACAGAUUGCAACCGCUUGACGUCUCAUUUUUCAAGCCAAUGAGCACUUAUUAUACCCAAGCCAUCGAAUCUUGGAUGCGUUCACAUCCUGGUAGUGCUGUAACUCAGUACCAAGUAAGCCGGCUUAUCAAUGAGGCAUAUGAACGCGCAGCCACAAUCGGUAACGUUGUCAAUGGAUUUAAGGCAACUGGCACCUGGCCUGUAAACCGGAACAUAUUUCAAGAUCAUCAUUUUGCACCAGCUGAAGCUUUGAUCUCUAAUGUUGAACAAAAUGAUUCUCCAAAAUUUUCUACACUACUUUCUAAUAUGCAAGACGAUGUACCCUCCACAUCCCAGGUUACUGAGCCGUCAAAGUUAGAAGAAUUCAAAAGUAGCCUGAAUAUUCUAUCCCCAUUACCCAGGAAUAACUUACCGAGUAAAGGCAGAGGCGCUCAAAAAGCUGUUGAAUUGACAUCUUCUCCAUAUAAAAAUAAUUUAGAGAUAUCCCAGCAGAAAGCUAAACAACCCAAAAAAGUUCCAUUGCGAUUAAAUAAACCGAUCAAACAGAAGAUAAAAAAAAUGACUAACCUAAAUACAACUCAUGUUAAACAAAACAAGAAACUUAUUGAUAAAACAGCACGCAAUAAGAAAAAGAUAAAAAUUGAAGACAGCGAAGAGUCGACUGAAGAAGAAGAAGUCAUAGUCUUUGACGAUUCGGAGAGUUGCGAUUCAGAAGACAAAGAAAAUGAUUGUGCGAAAUGUGGGCGAAAUUACUACGAUAAGAAAGGACCAAAAGUGGACUGGAUACAAUGUGUGCGUUGCCAUAACUGGAAUCAUGAAACUUGCACCACUAACCCCGAUAUUUGUGAUGAUUGUCUGGAAUAA
Spodoptera litura is the source of this 1895-nucleotide messenger RNA. The record is from RefSeq and is a predicted model, not a curated record. Lineage: Eukaryota; Metazoa; Arthropoda; Insecta; Lepidoptera; Noctuidae.